UCACUGAGGAAACACCAGCUAUGUAUGAUGCCACGAGAAUCUCUACCAAACGCACUAUAUGAAACCUUAACAUGCAAAUAACAUCAACCACAAAGGGUGCAAGGAGAAAAUGGAAACUUCCUGUUUGGCUUGCGAUCUGUUCUUCUGUUACAGAAUUUCUGUCACGCGCCAUACUUACAGAAUAGUGCUAAAACGAAAGGCAGUAGAUCUGCCGUUUUUAACAGCACUUCCAUUGUGUGAAGACUUAGAAUACAACAGAUGGAGAUUUUCAGGACAUCUGUGACCCUUUUAAGUAUCUGUGUCUUCCAUAGCACCCUAUCUGAAACACAGAGCAUAUGCAAAGGCAAUCUCCCAUCGGUUAAGCAUGUGGCAGUGGACAGCAAUGUUACUGUGCCCUGCCCUGUACUCAUUGCAACAGAAAUGGACUUCAAAUUAUUUAAAGGCUCAGACCAGGUCACCUCCAUUUAUAUCAAGAAAAAUGAUACAUCCACCAACAAAAAUAACAACAGCCCAAAUUUCCCUGCCGAUCUCGAUGUUAAUCAUAUGGAUAACAGUACCAGUUUCAUCCUGUUCGGUGUGACUACGAAUUUUACAGGCCUGUACACCUGUGAGGCCGAUAUAAUCUAUCCUCCUCCAUUUAAGAAAGUGCCACACACACCACAAACUAUUGUGUUUGUUGAAGAUAGACCAGUUAAAAUGCCUGAUCUUUGUCAACAUGGAAGUUACACGGUUUUGUGGUUUGUGUUUGGAGCCAUGGCCAUAUAUGGGGUGGUAAUGACUUGCAUCGUUUUCAUUUUGCGGGUCAAGUGCAGUCAAAUUAAUACUCCCUUCAAGGACAGAGAAUGCAGACGGAAAUGGCAAGGGGUUCAACAUCCAAGGCAGGGUUUUCGCAAAGACACUGUAGUAUGAGACUGUCCGACAACAUUCUACGAAACCUGCCCAAAACAACAUCAGUCAGCUAUGUUUUAAAAAGGGCACACAGCAUUGGUGACAUCCUGAGAAAAAUCCAACUACCUUUAAUUUUUUUCUCUGUUUUAUACUUUCAUUUAACCAAUAUGUAGCCAAAAUAUUAUUAGCCUUGCUGGCAUGUGUGUGUGUGUGUGUGUGUGUGUGUGUGUGUGUGUGUGUGUGUGUGUGUGUGUGUGUGUUUUUUAAACAUUUAUUUCGAAAAUAAACAUAGUACAACAA
Messenger RNA from Ctenopharyngodon idella (grass carp), 1188 nucleotides. RefSeq lists its product as uncharacterized. NCBI's taxonomy places the organism in Eukaryota, Metazoa, Chordata, Actinopteri, Cypriniformes, Xenocyprididae. The coding region runs from base 259 to 909 and encodes 216 amino acids. The record is from RefSeq and is a predicted model, not a curated record. Gene Ontology annotation, cellular component: external side of plasma membrane. The transcript is spliced from 4 exons. Gene Ontology annotation, biological process: regulation of T cell proliferation; T cell receptor signaling pathway.